Molecule: messenger RNA, 1098 nt
Organism: Cotesia congregata
Lineage: Eukaryota; Metazoa; Arthropoda; Insecta; Hymenoptera; Braconidae
Source: the annotation of a GenBank genome assembly
AUGCCUAAUCCCGAGCGGACACGAAUGGCGACGAGGGUGCACGAGUACUCACCUCGUAAUACUAUAAACAGUGACAUAACGGCACAACAUAACCUCAUCGAGGCUCUCAAAAACUUGGUGGACACUAUUGCCGUCUCAUAUGCUGAUCUGUUGGGAGAGCAGCUUACUGAUGAACAUCGUCAAAGGUGUUCACGAGUGUGUGAGGAGACCAUUGAAUACUUCAACACAAUAUUACUGGAUCCUGGAACAACAAUUCAAAUGAGACGAAGUGUUCAAGCACACAUCAACCAACUCAACUGGUUUGUCGAUCAGUUCUCCAGACUUGGUAACCAUGUUGUUGGUGGAGAUCUCAACCAAGGAGUCAAAUGGAAGGACUUAGAGAAUGCUUCCGCUGGUAACAUCCAGACUGGAUGUGUUAUCAACCAGCAUUACAAAGAUCCAGUAUCAUUUCUCCAGGCCUCACGGGACAUCGUCAUCAACAAGGUGCAGAGUGUCUUGAGAGAUCUGGCAGGGUUGAAAGUGAAUGUAGAAUUCUUCUGCACAUUCCGGAAACAUCAACAAGAUAUAGAAGAACGAAAAUCUUUCAUUACUAAAAGCCGUGAGAUUCUCCCCGCCACAGCUCUUCAGGAUUGGUAUACUGAGCAUGUGUAUGAGAAGUUGAAGCAGCGAAUUGAAGAUUUUGAACAUGAGGAUUGCGGAUGGAGUCUGCUUGGACCGAACAGCUUGAUGGUGACUAUGUCAAGAUUCGCACCAACUCAAGUGGGAAACUCCACCUUCGUCAGAUUGCCAAAGGAUAUUAUCAAGAAGAAUGCGGUUACGAACACCCAGAACAAUGAUGAGUUCUGCUUCCUGUGAAGCCUUGCGUACCGGCCUUCGUCAGUUUCAUUUUCAGGCGCUAGGCGGUGCGGGGUCACUUGUCUUAAUUUUCAGAGUGGGGAGCUUGGGGCCUACCUCGAGUCAGUUGAGGGAGUCAUGAGGCAGUUGAUCUUCGAGCGUACAAUCCGAAGGUUCUCCAAAGAAGCAAAGGGGCAAAUCAUUAUCCAGAUGGAGCGAGGUGUAUUAGCGAAGACGAGGUCGGCUCAGUUAGUGAUAGCUUAG